AUGACUGAUAAAUUGGUGACUGAUAACAAACGUCCUACUCCGCCAACAAAUCCUAUCACGCCUAGGGUUUCCUACUCCUCCAAACUCAAGGAUGAUACUGCCAAACCCUCGGAUGUUUUGGCACAAGACUUUUGUUCUCUCCAUCCGGUAAAGAAAAAUAAUGUUCUCAUGUUUGACAUUCCAGAUGAUCUAUAUCAAGAACAAUUACAGAGCUUUAAAUUUGCUCUUCAUGCAAGAAUCAUUCUGCAAAAAGGAGAUACUCCAAGAGUUGCUAAAGAUAUUCAAACAGAACUACAAUCCAUCUGGUCCAUCGCUGAAUCUUGGCAGGUGAUACCUAUUGGAAAAGGGUACUUUACCCUCCGAUUCUCUGGCGAACGUGAUUUGGCCCUGGCUAAAUCCAAAGCGUUCUGGAAGUUAAAGACCGGAAUUCUAAAAAUUAGAGAAUGGACACCUCUCUUCAAUCCAUACAAGGAAUCGUCUUCUUUAUCUCAAGUAUGGAUGAGGAUUUAUUAUCUUCCCCACGAAAUAUGGCAUCCGGAGGUUAUCUCGGGCAUAGCACGAUCGGUUGGAUCACCGAUCAAAAUUGACGGCUCUACUUUUUUGGGAUCGGUGGGUCACUUUGCUAGGGUUCUCAUGGAGAUUGACAUGACGAAAGAAAUCAUCUACUCUCUGAGGGUGAAUAGGGGAUCAGCUUCGUUUGAUAUUGAAUUUGUUUAUGAAAAUUUGCCAUAUUUUUGCGGUGUGUGCAGAAAGGUGGGACACUCUUCUGAUAAAUGCAGAAAUAAUAAGGAUCAUAAAGAGACUCAAGGCUCGGAAGAGAAGUAG
Messenger RNA from Salvia miltiorrhiza (redroot sage), 825 nucleotides. RefSeq lists its product as uncharacterized. Bases 1 to 825 code for a protein of 274 amino acids. The transcript has a single exon. NCBI's taxonomy places the organism in Eukaryota, Viridiplantae, Streptophyta, Magnoliopsida, Lamiales, Lamiaceae. The record is from RefSeq and is a predicted model, not a curated record.